This is a messenger RNA of Daucus carota subsp. sativus, 1683 nucleotides long. Its product is annotated as cytochrome P450 89A2. The record is from RefSeq and is a predicted model, not a curated record. Bases 52 to 1599 code for a protein of 515 amino acids. The transcript has a single exon. Lineage: Eukaryota; Viridiplantae; Streptophyta; Magnoliopsida; Apiales; Apiaceae. Gene Ontology annotation, cellular component: membrane. Gene Ontology annotation, molecular function: iron ion binding; heme binding; oxidoreductase activity, acting on paired donors, with incorporation or reduction of molecular oxygen, NAD(P)H as one donor, and incorporation of one atom of oxygen.
AUAUAAUAAAAAUUCAUUAGAGAAAAAUAUCUAUCUUAAAUCCAAAUCACCAUGGAAGCUUGGUUCAUCAUCGCCAUCACACUCUCUCUCGCUCUCCUCCUCAAACCCCUCCUCUCUCUCCUCACUGCUUCUGGGCCCCACCUCCCUCCGGGCCCCACUUCUUACCCUAUCCUCGGUAACCUCCUCUGGCUCAGACACUCUCUCUCCGACAUCGAACAAAUCCUAGCCCAACUCAAACUCAAGUACGGCCCCAUCAUCCGUCUCACAAUUGGGUCCCGCACCGCCAUUUUCAUCAACUCUCAUUCCCUGGCCCACACUUCUCUCGUUGAAAACGGCGCCGUUUUCUCCGACCGCCCUAAAGCGCCGCCGAUUACUAAGUUUCUAAGCUCUGAUCAGCAUACCAUUACUUCUGCUGGGUAUGGCGCCACGUGGCGCUUGUUUCGGAGGAAUUUGAGUUCUGAGAUUUUGCAUCCUUCGAGGGUCAAGGCGUUUUCUCAUGCCCGAGAUUGGGUGUUGAAUUUGCUGGUGCGGCGGUUUGAUAAAAGUUCCGACAAAGGGGGUGUUAAGGUUGUGGGUGAGUUUCAGUUCGCGAUGUUCGGGUUGCUUGUGUUGAUGUGUUUUGGGGAUAAGUUGGAGGAGAAGGAGAUUAAGGAGAUUGAGAGGGUGCAGAGAGGGCUUUUGUUGAGUUUAGGGAGGUUUAGGGUGCUCGAUAUCUGGCCCGUGUUGGGGAAGGUUUUGUUUUAUCGGAGAUGGUUGGAAUUGAAACAGCUUAGACGGAAUCAAGAGGGUGUGUUGAUUCCGUUGAUCAAGUCCCGACUGGAGAAGCUCCAGUCGGGAUUUGAUCAGGACGAGGGGGUUGUGUCGUAUGUGGAUACGUUGUUGAAGUUGAAGCUUCCGGAGGAAGGGGAUAGGAAGUUGAGUUUUGGGGAGAUUGUAGGUUUGUGUGGUGAGUUUUUGAAUGCGGGGACGGAUACGACGACCACGGCUUUGCAAUGGAUUAUGGCUAAUUUGGUCAAGUAUCCGGAGAUUCAGGGGAAGGUUUAUGAUGAGAUUGUGGGUGUCAAGGGGAAUUGUCCGGGGUUGGGGGGAGAAGGGAAAAUGGUGGUGGUGGAGGAAGAGGAUUUGCAGCAGAUGCCGUAUUUGAAGGCCGUUGUGUUGGAGAGUUUGAGAGCUCAUCCGCCUGCACAUUUCGUGUUGACACAUUCUGUGACGGAGGAAGUUAAGCUGGACGGCUAUGUGGUGCCUACAGAUGCGAGGAUUAAUUAUAUGGUGGCUGAGAUGGGGAGGGAUCCAAAGGUGUGGGAUGAUCCUUUGGAAUUCAAACCGGAGAGGUUCUUGAAUAAAAAGGGAGAUUUAGAUGCUUUCGAUAUAACAGGGAGCAGGGGGAUCAAGAUGAUGCCUUUCGGUGCUGGGAGAAGGAUAUGCCCUGGCCUGAACUUGGCAUUGCUUCAUCUCGAGUACUUUGUGGCUAAUCUGAUUUGGCAUUUCGAAUGGAAGGCUCCUGAUGGUGUUCCUGUUGAUCUAUCAGAGAAAGCAGAGUUCACUGUUGUCAUGAAAAAUCCCCUACUUGCUCACAUUUCGCCGAGGGCUAAAAUGUAGAGGCUGCCUGUUGUGCUUUUAUACUUGAUGAAUUUCUAUGUUUGGAGUCUUUCAAUUCUUACAUGCAAUUUUUAUCAUUACUAA